Messenger RNA from Botrytis fragariae, 351 nucleotides. RefSeq lists its product as uncharacterized. The transcript is spliced from 3 exons. The record is from RefSeq and is a predicted model, not a curated record. The coding region runs from base 1 to 351 and encodes 116 amino acids. Lineage: Eukaryota; Fungi; Ascomycota; Leotiomycetes; Helotiales; Sclerotiniaceae.
AUGCCGUUCAAGGUAAGGUGGCUGAUGGCGCGUCUAAUGGAUGGGGAGAUUGUCCAGAAUUAUCUGCACGCGACAGGGGGAACGGGUUUCUACAUCGUUUUACCUUUGGAGGGAGCAAUCCACACGGAGACGGGACACACACGAUGUACACAGAGGCAUUCCAAACCUCGCGCUACUCAUCGUCAUGCAAAACGGGUUUUUCAUGGAAGAAACAAAGCAGCAGAUCCAACCUCCAGGAAAACAUCUUCUCCAUCUCUGACCAGGGUUGGAGCAUCGAUGAUUCUCGAUAGUGGAUCCGGAAGCUCACCAUCUCAUUUGAAUCAUUUCCGUUUCCAAGCAAGCAAGCAUUGA